This is a messenger RNA of Rhagoletis zephyria (snowberry fruit fly), 2110 nucleotides long. RefSeq lists its product as uncharacterized. Gene Ontology annotation, biological process: stabilization of membrane potential; potassium ion transmembrane transport. Gene Ontology annotation, cellular component: plasma membrane. NCBI's taxonomy places the organism in Eukaryota, Metazoa, Arthropoda, Insecta, Diptera, Tephritidae. Gene Ontology annotation, molecular function: outward rectifier potassium channel activity; potassium ion leak channel activity. The record is from RefSeq and is a predicted model, not a curated record.
UAUACUGUUUCAACAUAUUUAUGUAAUUUUUACAUUUUUCAGGAUAUGGACACAUAUCGCCACGGACGGACUGGGGUAAAGUGACAACAAUUUUUUACGCUAUUGUGGGUAUUCCUCUAAUGCUGCUGUGCCUUUCUAAUAUCGGCGAUGUGAUGGCCACUUCUUUUAGAUUCAUAUACUGGCGCGUUUGCUGCUAUGUAUGCACGCGCGCUGCGCGGCGCCCACGUCGUCCGCGUCAGCGCUCCAGCCGAGGUCAGCGUUACGCGUCCCGUUCUCAACCGCCGCCAAUACGGCGAUCUAUCCGUCUUACGCACCGCUCGGUAGCCGAUUCCGGUUUCGGUAACUCGGUUGGCCUACCGCACGCCCACUCUGAUCCUGAAUUGCGCAGCGGGCGUCACGACUACGAAGGCGGACGCAGCAGUGGUCGACGCCACCAACACAUCAGCAGUCCACAGCGCAGCCGCCACAUACCGCCUUACCAAUACGAGCAACAGUCCUACGAUGAAGGACCGCGGCAAACACAAACUCUCAACCGCGGCUCAAGAUUCGGGCGCAGCAUGCGUAAUCGCGAAAGCUUACGUGGCCGACACACUGUCGAGCGUGAGCGCUAUGUUGGACACUCCCGACAGCGGCUUGGUUCGUGUGAAGAUCUAGGUGGACCGCCGAUUCCGCCGCCCUCGAAACGUUCGUUCAGCAUGCGAUCGGUGCGCGCGUCUAGCGCUCGUCGGGAUGUUGCUCCUCUGGCGCCUGCAGCACGCGCUGAGGUCCGCGAUGGGCCACGCGAGUCACGAGAAAUGCGUGAAAUCAACCGUAUGAAUCCCCGUUCUUUGCAGCGUGGCCGAUCAAUGCCACAGGCGCCAGCUGCCACACGCGCCAAAUCUGUUGAUCCUCGCCUUCAUUACGAGGACGCCGUCGAUGAGGAAGUUGUGCGCAAGACUCCCAUCAUACCCAACCGGUAUGCGAUUGAUGAACUCGAUCACAGUCAUAACCGCGAGCAACGCGGCAAGCACAUGCCGCGCAGUCAAUCGAUGCCGCGCCCCUCACAAAUCAGAAACAGUUAUCACGGCGAUCCGCGCAGCAAUGGCGAUAGCUCGUACCACUCACAUCACAAUCAACCGCGACAUGCCUCACCACAACCAACAACACAUCGACAGCAAUCAGGAUAUCAUUCACACUUUGGUGAUCGGUUGGAGCUUCCCGACUUCGAACCUCCACACAUGAAUCAUAGAAAGCGUGGAAGGUCCCUAGCGCCGUUGGAUGAUUAUGACGAAGAUUUCGAUGAUUAUUAUCCGGACGAUCGCAACGUUUACGACGAAUACGACAACCGUGAUAUGGCAUAUCAAUCAAAGCACAGAGAUCAGCGGCAUCGGAGAGAGCGGCCAGAACGCCUUCCACCCUCACCGCGCAUAAUGUCACCGAUGGGAUUCCCUGUGAAACGACAGAUACGAAGGCGACUCAGCUUUGAUUACGACGAUGACUCCUACUACGGUGACGACUGGAGCGAUUAUGGCGAUAUGUCCCCCAAAGAUCGUCCAGUGCCUAUUUGGUUAUGCGUGUUUUUGGUAAUAAGUUAUAUUUUGGGCGGCGCAGCACUUUUUGCCUACUGGGAGAAAUGGUCGUUUUUGGAUUCGGCUUACUUUUGUUUCAUAACUUUAACAACAAUCGGCUUCGGCGAUUUUGUGCCUGCAAAAGGUGUGAAGGACGAAUCAGAGCAAUCAAUUGCUUACUGCUCCUUAUACUUGCUAUUCGGUAUUGCGCUACUGGCAAUGAGUUUCAAUCUUGUACAAGAGGAGUUUAUUUCAAAUGUCAAGGAGGUGGCACGUCGGUUAGGCAUUUUAAAGGAUGAAGAAGAGGAUGAUUAAAUGUUUUGUGGAAUGGUUUAUUUUCCAUUCUUUCUUUAUAAAUCAAAUCAAAAUAUUUACACACAAAAAUUAGAUUUAAAGUGUUGUAAUUUAAAAUUGUAUACAUAUAGAAAUAUAAUUAAAAGAAAUUUAAAGUAUCUAAAAUUAUAUAGAAUAGAAUUUUAAAAGAACAUUCAGUGGUGACAUAAACGGAAGUACAAAUCAAAGGUAACAAAGGCAGACUGAACAAAUUCAUUUUCCAAUAACUU